UGACAAAGGGAAACAGCUUGGCACAGGGGUUCGGCAACUGAGCUGCGCUGCGAGCCCAUGAAAACAGGAGAGGAGCAAAAACCAAGAGAAGUCAUCAGCUUCACCUGAACAAAGACGAGGCACAAGCAAACACACAUGGGGCAGGGAGAGGCUUCAGCUCGGGGGACAACCAUGGAGGGAGAUUGUCUCAGCUGCAUCAAGUACCUCAUGUUUGUCUUCAAUUUCCUCAUCUUUCUUGGGGGUUCUUUCCUACUGGGAGUGGGAGUGUGGGUACUAGUGGACCCAACAGGGUUCAGGGAAAUUGUAGCAGCCAACCCAUUGCUAUUCACCGGCGUUUACAUCAUCCUGGGCAUGGGAGGCAUGCUCUUCCUUCUGGGCUUCUUGGGAUGCUGCGGAGCUAUCCGGGAAAACAAGUGUCUGCUCCUCUUUUUCUUCAUGCUCAUCCUCCUCAUUUUCUUAGCAGAACUGGCUGCUGCCAUCCUGGCCUUCAUAUUCCGGGAGCAUCUGACCAGAGAAUACUUCACCAAGGAGCUGAAGAGACAUUAUCAGGGCUACAACAACAGCGACGUCUUCACCUCCACAUGGAACGCCAUCAUGACUACAUUUGACUGCUGUGGGGUGAACAGCCCAGAGGAUUUUAAGGACAGCCUGUUCAGGCUGAUCAACCAGGAUCAUAUGGUGCCAGAAGCCUGCUGCCAGCGUGCCAGUCAAACCGAGGAGUUGGCCCACAUCAGCCGAGGGCAGUGCUUAUCAGGAAAUAUGAUGUCCCGUAAUAAUAAGGGCUGUUACUCUGCAGUAGUUGACUACUUUGAACUGUACAUCUAUGUGGCAGGAGCGCUGGCUAUUGUGGUGCUGACCAUUGAGCUUUUUGCCAUGGUCUUUGCGAUGUGUCUCUUCAGGGGGAUCCAGUAAAGCUGCUCCAUCUGUGAACUUGUUUUUGUUUUUUUAAAGGGAAUUCAGGACUUAAAAAACAAACAAACAAAAAAAAAACCAAAUCAAAAUGGACACUUGUAAAUUUGUUGAUCUCUUUUUCUAUUGGCUAACUGAUAGAAAUACAAACUCUAGUACUUCACAGCUGGACUUUUGAGGUACUGGGUGGCAAAAACACACAUAACAUGCACACAGACUUUAGAGAACGAAUGAGAUCAGAGACAAAACUGAUGUAAAAAAGAUUUGUGUGUAAAGUGGAAACAGUAAUUUGUGGACCAGGUCUAGCACAGACUGGGUAUAAUGUGGACCAGGCAUGAAGACCAGGUGAAGCCUGAGCAGAAGGCACUGCACUGACUUUUGGAUGAAGAAUAUUUAUAUGAAGUAAACUUGGCUUAAUUGUGUAAAAAUGUGUUCUAUGUACAGUACUCUCAUUGGGCUGUUAUCCUUUCCUUUUCAUACUCUGUACUGUAACACACUCCCUCCCUCAACAUGCCUUUUUUACAGCCACUCUCCUUUAAUGCUGUAUUAUAUAAGCUCUGUGUGUGCGCGUGCAUGAGUGUGAGACUGUGUGUGUUUGUAUGUGUGUAUAUACUGGAUGCUCUCUAUGAACAUGUAUGAACUAAUUAGUGAGCAUGUGAUUCAUGGCUCUCUGUGACCCCUCCCAAGCUUGAAGGCCAAUCUCUGACUCUUUUUCUAUUUGUACGGUGAUGUUUAUUGCAGUAGUGGUUAAAUGUGGUUUUAGGUGGUGAAAUUUAUGUGUAUGCAUUUGUAUUAGAAUCUUGAAAAGUCAUUGAUAUAAAUGACAUUCUAAAUGGCUGUCUUUGUGUUUUUCUUAAACACAUUUUGAUAUCAUUUUUAGAAACAUAAGUAGCCUUUUUUGCAGGGUUCUGCCUCUAAUCCUCAUAAGUAACAAUAACACAUGUUAGCAUGUUGUAAGCAAAUAUUGUACAUAAAAUGAAGAUUUUUCCAAGGACACUGUCCAUCUUGGCCAAUAUAGAACAAUUCAAUUUAAUUUGUAAAUUGUUAAAUAUGAGGGAGAAAACUCAAAUCAAGCUUCAUGACAGAGCUCAUUUUAUAAUUAAACUGCAAAACCACUAAAUUUGUCAGAAAUGACAACUAUAGAUUUUCUGCUGCAGCCAUACGGUAUGGAUGAUUUGUCUCUUAGUAUGAAACCAUUCAUCAUGCGACACCAUUUGAUAUAUGGAGUUUAGAAACAUAACAGAUUGUUUCAUGUAUUGAUGAGCC
Messenger RNA from Sphaeramia orbicularis (orbiculate cardinalfish), 2175 nucleotides. RefSeq names its product tetraspanin 18b (gene tspan18b). The transcript has 9 exons. The record is from RefSeq and is a predicted model, not a curated record. Gene Ontology annotation, cellular component: plasma membrane. Bases 136 to 912 code for a protein of 258 amino acids. NCBI's taxonomy places the organism in Eukaryota, Metazoa, Chordata, Actinopteri, Kurtiformes, Apogonidae.